Molecule: messenger RNA, 2544 nt
Organism: Hymenoscyphus albidus
Lineage: Eukaryota; Fungi; Ascomycota; Leotiomycetes; Helotiales; Helotiaceae
Source: the annotation of a GenBank genome assembly
GCGAAGUCUCCACAACAAGACAAGACCUGAAUCGACCAGGCCAGUCCAGGCACAGGGCACUAAUCAACAUCCACCACCACUUUCUCUCUUCUCUCUUCCCUCCUUUUUCUUCCUAUCAUUCAGAUGUUUGGCUUCUGUAUAAGCCUUUCCAAGCCCCUCUCUCUAUCCCUCAACUCAAUCCCCCGUUCCCAAUCCUUUAUAUCCCAAAGUCUAAGAUCGCCAGCGUCAGCAUCAGCGUUCUAUACCCACAAAGUGAGCAUCGGACAGAGGAGAAUAAGGAUGGUAUCUACACUCCCCCGCUUACCCAUUUUCGAAGCCCUUGCUAGUCACAAUCCGCGUUCUACGGCUGUGGUUCAUUCGGUCUCUGGCCGCGAGUUUACGUAUGGCCAGUUGUUCAGGGAUGUCGCGGAUGCGAAGGCGAGACUUGGGAGAAAUAAUGAGGGCGUGUUGGAGGGGGAGAGGGUGGCGUUUUUGGUGGAGAAUGGGUAUGAUUAUGUGGGUGCGCAGUCUCUCUUUUCUUAGAUCUUUGAUGCUUUAUUUUUUUUUGUUCUUAUUUUCUUUAUUUUUUAAGAGGGAGGGGGAGGGAGUUUAGAGAGGUGUUAAUGAUUGAUAUAGUAACAUUACUUUCUAUCCUUGGGUCUCAAGCUAUUGCUCUCCCAUUGAGUCCUGCUUUCCCACCGCAUGAGUUGCAGUAUAUUAUGGAUCAUAGUCGUGCUUCAAUGCUCCUCUCCUCCAAGAAAUUCGAGGAGAAAGCGAAGCAGGUUCUGAAUGAGGGACUUGUUGCAGCACCAAAAUUAGUCCAACUUGAGAAGAGACUUGGGGGAAAUGAGUCCGGUGAGGAGGUUGUACUGGAUGGUCCGAGUGAGGGAAAAGGUGGGAUGAUGUUGUAUACUUCUGGGACUACGAAUCGACCGGUAAGUUCCAUUUUAAAAUUUGAAGUAUUUCUUCAGAAAGUGACUAAGCAUGAAUACAGAAAGGAGUUUUACUUCCAACAGCCGUAAUGACAGCUCAAGCCAAACCUCUAGUCCAGGCAUGGGAAUAUACACCUCAAGAUCGCUUACUUCACGUGCUUCCCCUGCACCACAUCCACGGCACCAUAAACGCUAUUUUCGCCCCCUUAUUCUCAGGCUCAACAAUUGAGUUCCUAUUCCCCUUCAACGCAACAGGAGUGUGGAACCGCUUUACCGCUCCAUUUCUGGAACCCAAUUCCACUCAAACCAAUGGCUCUCUUCCUAACGGAUCACUCACAAAUGGGCACAGCCCUUACCACCCAAAACAAAAAAUCACAUUCUUCACCGUUGUCCCAACAGUCUACAAUCGACUCCUCUCAUCAUUCCCCGACCUGCCCCCCUCUGUUCAAACAGCAGCUAAAAAAGCUAUCUCCCCUCAAAACCUCCGUCUCCCCAUCUCCGGUUCUGCCGCUCUGCCAACGCCCACGAAAAAAGCCUGGGCCGAGCUAAGCGACGGGAAUAUAAUUCUAGAACGCUACGGAAUGACAGAAGCAGGCAUGGCACUCUCCUGUGGUCUCUCACCCUCCGACCGCGUAGAUGGCUCCGUGGGGUGGCCUCUCCCAACCGUCGAGGUUCGACUUGUAGAUGUUGAGACCGGGGAGGAGAUCAUGCCAGGUGAGGAGGUGGAUAAAGAAGGGAGAGAGAGAGAUGGUGAGAUCCAACUUAGGGGCCCUACGAUCUUCAAAGAAUAUUGGGACAACCCCGCCGCAACAGCGAAAGAAAUGGUAUCUUCAAACGACGGGAAAGGACCCUGGUUCAAAACCGGCGACGUAGCACGCCGUCGUCCCAUCCCAAACACCGGAACCACACAGUCGUGGGCCAAGGGAUCAAUGUACUUCAUCCGCGGCCGUCUCUCCUCCGACAUCAUCAAAUCAGGCGGCGAGAAGGUCUCCGCGCUCGAGGUAGAAAGAGAGAUGCUCUCGCUUCCUCAAAUCGCCGAGGUGGCCGUCGUCGCGGUACCGAGCGGUAAAUGGGGACAGAAAGUUGGGGCGGUGGUGGUAUUGCAGAAGGGAUGUGAGAUGAGUGAGCGGAAGGGAAAGGAGGGGAUGCGGUGGGGACCGUUGGAUAUGAGGGCGGCGAUGAGGUCGAGAGUUGCGGGGUAUAAGAUUCCGACUGUGAUGAGGGUUGUGGAGGAGAUUGGGAGGAAUGCUAUGGGGAAGGGUGAGUUCUUUUUUUUUUCUUGCUCUUUUUUCUUUUGUUUUCUUCUUGGUUUCUGGUUUGCUUCUUGGAUACAGUGUAGUAUCUCUCCAUUGCACUCACCCACUCCCUCAAUCCCCCCAAAAAAUCGGAAUACAAAACUUCCGCUAACCAUCCGAAAAACAGUCAACAAAAAAGAACUCGUCAAACAAGUCUUCAUCGAUGAUUUCAGCGGUGACGAAACCAACAUUUAACCUCUCUCUGCCCUCCCCCGCUCUCUCUUUCAAAAAAGAAGAAAAACAAGAAAUCAUGUACCAACAUAAGACAAGAAAAAGGAAAAGAAAAAUGCUCAAGCAAUAUAUAGAAGUGUGGAGAAAAAAGUUGGAUAGAUGAAUAA